CCGCCGUCUGGUUUACACACGUUAUAUCAAUUUGAAUGAUCUAUGAAAACAUCAACACUUAAUGAAAACAUGGAAACUAAUGAUGUUAUAACUUUUCAUCAGUGUACAAUCUGUGAUGAAGUUUUUCAAAGUUUUUGUGGUUUAGAAAACCACUACAAAGUGCAUGUUAAAGAAGAGAAAUCUGAUGACGUAGAUGAAUAUUGUCAUGUUCGUUUUAAAGAAGAAAAAACUAGUGAUGUAGAUAAAUUUUGUCAUGUUAAAGAGGAGAAAACAGAAAACAUUGAAACAUGCUAUCAGUGUAAUUUGUGUGAUGAAGAAUUCAAUUUAGAAACUGAUUUAGAAAAACACUGUGAAAAACAUGUUGAAGAAGAGGAAUCUGGUUUACAGCAGGGUAAUAAUUGGGAGGAGAGUUUUAGCCAGAAUAAUGAAAAAGAAAUACACAAUUCACAAGAGUUUAAGAAGUGUGAUGUUUGUAGCAAAUCAUUUAACAAAUAUUACCUUAAAAUUCAUUUGCGACAUCAUACAGGGGAAAAACCCUUUACGUGCGAUAUUUGUAGUAAAUCAUUCAUAUACACCAGUCAACUACAGAGACAUAUCAGAAUUCAUACCGGUGAAAAACCUUAUAAGUGUGAUGUUUGUAGUAAAUCAUUUACCAACAGUACCGAUCUACAGAAACAUAUCCGAACUCAUACAGGCGAAAAGCCUUUUACAUGCAAUAUUUGUAGUAAAUCAUUUACUGACAGUAGUCAUCUUCGGAGACAUAUCAGAAUUCAUACAGGCGAUAAACCCUUUAAGUGUGAUGUUUGUAGUAAAUCAUUCACUGAGAUUACUUAUCUUCGGAGACAUAUCAGAAUUCAUAUUGGAAAAAAGCCCUUUAAAUGUGGUGUUUGUAGUAAAUCAUUCACUCAGAGUACUAAUCUUCGGAGACAUGUCAGAAUUCAUAUUGGAGCUAAACCUUAUACAUGUGAUGUUUGUAGUAAAUCAUUCUCAAGGAGUAAUUUACUGAAAAGUCACAUGAGAACCCAUAUGGGAGACAACCCCUUUAAAUGUGAUGUUUGUCGUAAAUCUUUCAGUGAGAGUAGUAGUCUGCAGAGACACAUGAGAACUCAUUCUGAUGAAAAAUCAUAUAAAUGUGAUGUUUGUAGUAAAUCAUUCUCCAGGAGUUGUUUACUUAAAAGACACAUGAGAAUGCAUCCAAGCGAAAAACCAUAAUAGAUUUACAGUGUAUUUAGUCACACCAGAAA
Messenger RNA from Patella vulgata (common limpet), 1244 nucleotides. RefSeq names its product zinc finger protein 239-like. Gene Ontology annotation, biological process: regulation of transcription by RNA polymerase II. The transcript is spliced from 2 exons. Gene Ontology annotation, molecular function: RNA polymerase II cis-regulatory region sequence-specific DNA binding; DNA-binding transcription factor activity. NCBI's taxonomy places the organism in Eukaryota, Metazoa, Mollusca, Gastropoda, Patellidae. Bases 43 to 1212 code for a protein of 389 amino acids. The record is from RefSeq and is a predicted model, not a curated record.